AUGGGAUGAAGGAACACAUUUUACAUAACUGUUUCCGUGUCCUUAAUAUUUAUCAUAUAAUAACAUGUGAAUUACCCGCUUUGUCCUCGAUAGACUCCUAUAGACAGGUGGAUUUACUAGCAUUAAAUAUUGGAUACGACAUUUGAAUCUCCUUGUACUUUUCUGUUGACAUUCGUCUCGGCGAACAAUGCGAUAUUUAGUUAUCCAGCGUGAUGCUUUAAGUCACUCUCAGGCGCGCAGUGUCUUUUUACUUCUAGCGUAAAUGAGUGCUAGUUGUGUGGAUAUUGUUUGUAGCUGAUUUUCUACUUUUGGAUAUCCGUGGAAGUCGUAGUUAGAAUUGAUGUAAAACGGAAACUUUGGUUCGAUACAGUCAGCACUGUCACCGGGCCAUUUGGCGGUAAGCUUGGUUCGAUACAGUCAGCACUGUCACCGGGCCAUUUGGCGGUAAGCUUGGUUCGAUACAGUCAGCACUGUCACCGGGCCAUUUGGCGGUUCACUGGCUCAGUAAACGUUGAUUGGAUCUCCAAAGGCCCCAUAACCGAGGUUCUAAUCGCACUCGACAGCGGAAGUUCCAUCCGACUCCGCCGGCCCUCAAAAUGGACGUAUGCCUCAUCGGCCGCUGUCACUCAUCGGUUGGCAGACCAACCAUUGUAAGGGACUACAAAAUGCAGCUUCUAAGCUACUCACCUUUAGUGACACGGCGCCCAGCGACGUCAUUCGUAGGACGUCAAGCCUUCUCCCCGCCUCCUCGGAUACACUCAGCCCAGUCACGUGUGGCCAUGGCAACCUUUCCGAAAAAUCACAUCAGCAUGGCGGGCUUCUACGAUUGGUCGACAGACGAGUUCGACGAUUCACCUAUGGCGAGUGUUUACCAGAAAAUUGCGGUUAACCAUAAGAAUAAAUUAAACAAAUCGAAUGGUAAGUCGUGGUGUUCCGAUGGUGUCCAUUUGAAUCCGGGAAGAAUGUUUGUUCGCGACAAGGCGACUUUGACGAAAGGUGAGCAAGAGAUUAUAGCUGGAAUCUAUAAAAACCGAGGGGACACGAGUGGUAAAAAUCAAUUUAUUGCACAAGUCAGAAGUCACAAAGACGCUUGGUUAGUAGGUAAGAAGCUUAUCCGUGGAAAGGGAGGCAUGUGGCCGGAAGAAGAGAGGUGUUCCAUUGAAAUCCCCAAAAAUAUUUUUAGUCGUUUGGAUACACAACCACUUUACAGUGAUCGACCAUACUUUUGUGAUAAGUGCAAGGAAAAUUGUUCAGUGAGCGACCACUGUAGGCGGGAAAUGUUACGCAACGAAGAAAGAGGUGACAUUACCGGCAGACGGGCUCCUCCGGUCUCUCCCGAUGACUCACCGUUGACCGAGCGGAAACUCCCGAAGCAACCGAAAACAAACGAAGGGGCCGUUUUUGUCGAAAGCGGCAAAACCUUCUACGAUCCUAGUGAAGGCUCGAAGAAAAAGAAAGUGUACGUCGAUGUUUUUCUCCCAAAGUUUACUACACAAAGUCUUGCAGAGGAAUCAACGUCAUUGACGCUUGUUGAAAACGAUGACAAAAAGUCGACGAGUUCAAUUUUUAAAAAGGACUAUGCUCCAAAACUGUUCAAAAUAUCUGAAAGGUCGAAAGAAAACUCCGACGAAGGCUAUUCUAGUCAAGAAAGAUCACCAGUUAACGGCGGAAAACACAAAUUCUCGAGCCCGCCACUGUCAAGGUUAUCUGGAAAACCUGAAUCGAGUUUAGGGGAUUAAUCAAAGAAACAGAGGUCCAAGUAAACUAAAACAAUGUGCCCGGUAAACAUGCUGUUGAUUUUAAAAUCAAAAUUACGAAAGAGUCUGAGGAAAAUUUUACUCAGCCCCAAAACAAGAGUGAAUUAAAAUGAAUUGUUGCUUUCCAGAUCAAGAUAUUGCUUUUGUGUUCUUACGUUUGUGUUGACGAGGACGUCCAAGUAUAUAAAUGUUGUUCAGUUUGACAUCACGUCGCACUACAUUGUUUUAUUUAUUUAUUUAUUGAAUGCAUCCAUAUUUUACGUAAAUAUUUCAUUACUUUAAGAUUUUCGUAAGACUUAUCUUGUGAAAGUAUGAGUAAAGGUUUGUCAAAACAUGCAAAGUGUAACGGUGGUAGUAAGCUAAUCCAAAAGAAUGCAUAUACGAACGAUAUUUCAAACGAAUUUGCUUAACAGUGUAAAAAAAAUAGGCGAUAAAUAUUAAACCAUAUUGUAUAGGUGUCAAGCGGUAAGUAACAGUUUUCCGGGUGCAUGCCCAAUAUUCCGAGUUCCCGUUAGUCAGAAGGCAAGCUUUCCCGAAGGUCCGUCAUCCAUAUAUCCAGAUAUUCAUAAUGCCCGAAAGGCCGAAAAUCAUGACUGUAUUUUGCGAAACAAUUUGUAUUCUAAACGGUUUUUUAUAUUUAAAAUCAAGGAUGAUAAUUGAGGUUAUACAAAUCUGCCUCAAACUAUAGCUCGUAACUUGAUGAAUAGCUUUCCUCGACGCCAUAUGCCGUAAUAUGUAGCAAGUGUUAACAAUGAAUUUGUGGCCAGUUGAUUAUAGCGAAUUAGACCCAAGAGGUGAUUAUCUUGUGUUACAUAACAAAAACCGUUGUUUAACCCAUUUAUGCCUAGCGACUAGAAAAAAAGGCCUUGGCAAACAGCGUAGACCCAGAUGAGACGCCGCAUGAUGCGGCGAUGCGGCGUCUCAUCAGGGUCUGCGCUGUUUGCUUAAAGGAUUUUCUGUAAGAAAUAUUCUAAAUAUAGAAAUAAAUAUUCUAGACAUCCCUACAAUGGAAAUUAAUUGAUCCAAUUUAGAAGGAUGGGAGAGUCCACUAGGCAUAAAUGGGUUAAGUAACAAGCUUUAAAUAUUUUUUAUUGUUCCCGGGAAUGGCCAGUUAAGACCCCAGACCAUGAUCUGAACAAACAUUGUAGAUGUUAUAGUUAAGCAUUGGAUUACAGAAAUUGUACAUUCGCAGCUUUAUAUCAGAUGGGCAACACGUGCAUGUGCGUUGAAAAGUGUAGGAUAAGAGCGAAUACGGGUAAGUUUGCGUGAAGUAACAUACAUGCAAAAUGAUAGACGUCCAUUGUAAUUCCACUAUACCGUCUACUUUGUAGUGUAGGGUUAACUGUCCUAGUGCGCGAGUUCAUACGAUGCGUGUUAAGAUGGUUAUUGAAAUGCACCCUAGCAGUUUAACAUUACUUGUUUCACGUGAACAAAUCCAAAAUGUCCCACUUUGCUUAAGAAGUUUCUUAAUACGUAUAAUAUACUUGUAUUAAUAUUGGGCCUUUGGAAUAUCGGAUCUCCGGACUUUCGCGAAUUCGGAAUAUCGAACGAAUGAAAGAAAUGUUCACAAACAAUGUGAACAAAGCAUUUGUGAUUACAUUUAAACCAAUCUCUCUUAGCAAUUCUUCAUACAAAAUUGAUCUUUUAAUAAAUCACAAAUCAUGAUAUAACUAAAAUAGCUAUGUCAACUAGUGUAAUUGCUAAGUAUAUAAUAUAUAUAAUCCGCAUACAAUGAUUUAUUUUUAAAAAUAGUAUUGUUUAUAUGUUUAAGUACAAAUGUUGAUUUGUUGUACGUUUGGUUUCUAUACGGAUAUGCUAAUAACCGGUAUAAGCUGGAUUUUUUUUGCUCAAUUAUUGAAAAGAGAACUAUUUCAAUAAUGCACUUUUUGAUUAACAAAUUGUUCAACAGAAUACUACCGCGUUAUAUUAAAGGGGUCUUUUCACGUUUUGGUAAAUUGACAAAAUUAAAAAAUGUAUUUCAGAUUUGAAAAUGUUCUUUGUAGUUAUGAUAUUUCUGAGGAAACAGUAAUACUGAACAUAUACCAUGCUCUAAAAUAUCCAUUAUGUGCAUAUUUUGACGAUUUAAAAACCUGAAAACUAUAAAGCGUUGAAACGCGAAACGAUUGAAUAAUUUGGAGAGUUCUGUUGUUGUCGUUAUAUUUUGUGACACUAAGAUAAUUGCUUUAAUAGAGUAUAAAAUACAUAAUUGACUGUAUGAGCACCGAUGGCCGAGUGGUCUUAGCGUUAGACUUUUACUCCAGGGGUCAGUGGUUCGAGCCCAGUUGAGGGUUACUUUUUUAUCUUUGUUUAAUUGUAUUCUUGUUGUUUUUUUUUUGUUACUGGAGCUUUUUAGAUCCAGUAUUCACAUUUAUCAAUAUAAAGCAUUUAAUGACAAACUUAAUUACAUGCCAAAAUCUGUUAAAAGGUCCCUUUCAGUACAAUUAAUAUCAAUGUAGUAUUUGACUGUGAUAAAAUAUACAUGGAAUUUCAUUUUUAAAAGUUUAUAUCGGUUUACUUUGAUACGCGUGUGUUUUACUAUUGUUAUUGUUAUCUCACUGUAUGCACAAUUGAACAACUUUUCUCGCUGCAGCUACGCACAAGUUAUAGAAAUUGUCUCCUUAUUGAAAUCAUCGUUACUUGGCACACUUUAUUAGUGUUAAAGUAUGUUUUUUAUUAACUAACGCCAUCGGCCCGUAAACGCUAGAUACGAGCGGGAUAUAUGCACGCCAACGAAAACUUUGGUUUGGAUCUCCGGACUGAUACAUGAAAUAAACGAUUAAGUGUUACCAAAGUAUUAUUAAUGCACAUAUUUCGAAGCUGCUGAUUGCAUUUACUGUAUAGGCCAUAUAGAGAGAAGAUCCCGCUUGUAAUUCAAUAACUUAUUUUGUAUUAAUGUAUUACUGGAUAUCUGGAUUUCUAAUGUUAAAUACGCAAAGCGCACUUGCUCACUGUGUUGUUGAUGAUUGCGUUGCUGUUUUAGAUCUGUAGGCACCUACUGUGUUGUUUUGUAAUUGAAUAUCGUUACUGAAUAACUUUUGUAAAAGUAUCUGACUGAUCGUUAUGUUUAAAAGUUAUUCGUUAGUUAAGAAUCAUAAGAUAUGAAGAUUUGAUAACUU
Dreissena polymorpha is the source of this 4873-nucleotide messenger RNA. RefSeq lists its product as uncharacterized. NCBI's taxonomy places the organism in Eukaryota, Metazoa, Mollusca, Bivalvia, Myida, Dreissenidae. The transcript has 4 exons. Bases 597 to 1739 code for a protein of 380 amino acids. The record is from RefSeq and is a predicted model, not a curated record.